GUUCGACUGUCGCGUGGGUUCGCUCCUUACGCUGGUCAGGUGGUCGUUUUCCAUCAAGGGGUCUGGAGCACAGUUUGCGACGACGCCUGGGACGAGAGCGAUGCUUUUGUUGUAUGCCGAGAGUUAGGUUAUCCCAACGUUACCUUGGUAACAAGAGGAUCUUUCUUUGGUCAAGCGGGGACGAUAAAUUUUGAAAAGGUUCGUUGUAAUGGAAACGAGACAAGACUGGGUCAGUGUUACCACAAAACCUCGACACCACAGUCAAACUGUAAAACUGGAUGGAGAAGGGAAGCAGGAGUGAUAUGCGAGCCCGCUAAGAAUGCGGAUCCCAGAGGUAGUGUGAUUUUUGAUCGCAGAAUUAACUUUCAUAGGAAAUACGGCAUUUUAAUUGAAUGUAGUGAGACCAUUUCAAGGUAUUGACAAGGGUUAAUCAGAACAGUGACAAUAUAGAGAGGCCUAUGAGAACUAGAAAGGAACAAAAAUAACAAGCGGGCUGUUCCCGUUAUUUAAAGGAGAUCUCAAAUGUCCUUCUCGCGAUCGGUUUCAAGUUUGUGUCUACGAAUAAUUGAUUGGGUGGCUUAGGAGAUUUCUAGACCAUUCACACACAGAAGUAUAUAAAAAUAGAUGGAAACUCAAAUCAAUCUUAAGCUCAAUUGAAAAUUGUCCUUUCAAUACCAUGUGAUGUUUCUACUGUAAUUAAGUUGUUAAGUUUAUUGUAGAAGGUGCAAUACCGUGAUCCAAAGAGGGAAUCUGUUUUUUUUUCUUGUCAGAUCUCCCUAGAGUCCGCCUGUCAAAUCUAACCAACUCGGAGGGCUCAGGACUAGUGGAGGUGUUCAUGCAUGGUCAGUGGGGAAGAGUGUGCGAUUACUCUUGGGAUUUUGAUGAUGCCUCAGUCGUCUGUCGUCAGCUUGGGUAUCCUGGUGCGGAACAUUCCACCUGCUGUGGCAUGUACUUCGGGAAGGGUACAGGACCUCCUCUUAUGGCUCGUGUGGACUGUUCAGGAACAGAAGCAUCGAUAUUUCAUUGCAGUCACGUGGGGAAGGACGAUGCAAGGUGCUCUAGACGUUCCAGUGCUGGAGUUGUAUGUAAACUGAAUAAACCAAAUGGUGAGUAAUAGUCAUUUAAUUAACAAUGAAACAAAAUAAGACAAGAGAGGGAUCUAGAAAGUGUUAAUCUAUUAACCCUUCCUCAAGAUUUUCCUUCGAUGCUGGCAAUCAAGAGAGGAUGAAGGUUCACGCUCUCGUGCUGUUAGACAUUUUUUGGUCGCUCUAGGGAGCGAUAAAGUUAAUUAAAGUCAAGUCGUGUAAGCCUAAUGUUUCAUAGCUCUUGCGACUCACCCGGGUCUAAAGUAUACUGUAAGAAAAGAGAGAAUAAUGGGACACAUAAUACUCAAGUCCCAGAAAACCAAAGUCUGCUCAGGGGUGCACAGCUGAUGAGGCCAAUAUUUAAGGUCAUUUAUUCAUCACAUCACGGGUUUAUUUGGAGCCAAUAUAGUCGGUAGAGUGCUACACCGGUAUCGCAGAGGUCAUGGGUUCAAAUCACGCAUAGGCCUAAUUUUUUUUAGGCCUUAUUUGCACUACUGUUUAGGUAGUGUUCAUUACUGCAAAGAUCGGUUCCAUUCUUCGGUUCGAUUCACUUCUAUUUACUCUCCUCUGAAGCUUGCUGUUCGUCCGUUUCUUCCUGCUAUUAUUUAUAGUUUUCAUAUAAAGCCCUUAGUUGUACUCCUCAACCAAAGGUCCUGGAAUUACUUUAAUUUCUUUUCCCUUUUACAUUGUCAGUUCGCCUGGUUGGUUCUCAUCUCGCACAUGCGGGUUUUGCGCAAAUUCGUCACAAUGGUCGCUGGGGAUCUUUCUGUGAUUGGGACUGGGGACUAGAACAAGGUCAUGUUAUUUGCCGUGAAUUGGGUUAUCGAAGAGCUCUCUUUACAACCCUUGGAGGCGUGUUUGAAAGACAGUCAGGUCCAAUCUGGAUAGAGGAGGCACAGUGUCACGGAAAUGAAUCAUCCAUCUUUAAAUGCGAUUUAACGUACAUCCGGGAUAUGGACGAAGUGUAUGGCUGUGAUCAUAGUCACGAUGGAGGUGUCAUCUGUGAGUCCGAAAAAGAAUCAGGAUCUAACGGUAUGUUGGCUCAAAUACAGGAAACGAAAUAAACAUGGGCCUCUUGGUUAUUAGAUGAUUCGCCCCAAUGCAAGUUCGCCCCACCUUAUACGAGCUCGCCCCAGCGCAACGAGUCAACUUUAAGUCAAAAAGAAGGACACUUUACUGGAAAUAUUUGACGUGGCGUGGUGCAGGAGUGAGCUCAACAUUUUCCAUUUCACAGGCGCUUUUAUAUGAAUCACACAGCGUCUAAAAUAGAGAGAAUAUCGGAGUAUUUUAUCCCCCCUCCCCCCCUCUCUCUCUUUCUUAGCUUCCUUCCCUUUUAUUCAACAGAAACAGCUGCAGUCAGAUUACAAGGUGGUAAUUCUACUUACAUGGGAGGGGUGGAAAUCCAGCGGCAUGAAAUCUGGCACUCUGUUUGCAGUAUUGCCUGGGAUAAACAUGACGCUGAUGUUGUUUGUCGUCAGUUGGGAUUCCCAGAGGCUGUGGUGGAACUUGCCCAUGGUCAGUUUGGUUCCAAACCUGGACCUAUGUGGUUGACGAGUGUGCAUUGCCAUGGAAACGAGACCUCACUGGACCAAUGUGUGAGCGCUGGAUGGGAGAUUAAAAAAGAUUGCGGAGAGAGAUAUGGCGCAGGGGUGAUAUGUAAAACGGAAAACGUUACCGGAGGUAUAUAAAGUGACCAUAAGAAAUUAGUGUUUAACACGAAAACAAAACCAAAAAAAGAAAAUUACGUGACAAGUGAAAAAUAUUCAAGGCGCAUAACGCAGUAACAACUAGCAAUGCAAGCACAAGCAAGCACAAGCACAAGCACAAGCACAAGCACAAGCACAAGCACAAACGCAAAGGUAACAGCACUUACUUUACCGUGGAAACGGGCUCGACGAUAGCACAAACACAACGAUAAGAAUUUUUCCUUUGUCUCGUGCUUGAGUUUGUGCUUGCGUAAAAGCUGUUUUUACCAUAAAAUAGGAGAUAUUAUGCUUGCGUUUUUGCUUGCGCUUGUGAAAACCAGGCUUAAGAGUCACAUUAUGAAUAAAAGUAUACUAUUUUGGCCGAGGUUCAAGUAGAAGAGAUAAUCACCUACUGAAGUAAAAUAUUUGAUCUUUCCUUUCAGACGGUGAAAUAAGACUUUGCGGAUCAAGUGAAGUAAACGAGGGUCGAGUGGAGAUUAAAUUGGGAGGAAUCUGGGGCACAGUAUCAGACUUGGAGUGGGAUCUUCGUGAAGGUCACGUGGUAUGUCGUCAGCUAGGAUACCGUCAGGCCGUGCGCGUGUACUCGCAUUCAAGGUGAUAUAUGAUUAAGUUUCAUGGCAAACAAGGUCGCAUGUGCAAUGUAACAUAUGUUUUUAAUUAUCUGUUUUCCCACAGGUAUGGCUCUGUGGAUAAGAAGAUUUUGCUCAGCAACCUGGACUGUACUGGAGAAGAGGAUAGCCUCUUGGGUUGCCAUCGCGAGUUGAAUUUCAGGCUUUACUCGCCAGGCGAUAAUGCGGGGGUACAAUGCACGAAUGAUACUAAUUAUAAAAGUGGUGAGUAGUUAACUGUGGACAAGCUUACUUUCUCCCACCCAUUCCUUCACCUCCACCCAAAACAGUUCUUCCCGAUAAAUAAUAGAGUUUCGCGACUGCAAGGAUCGGCACAAAAAGGGCAGAUUGUGAUCUGACUUUGAAUGAGGUAAAGCCUUUAAAGUGAGGUUAUCUUUUCUCAGAGGCACUGAACCAGGGUGAUAUUAGAUUAAAGGUUAUACUCGCAAUCUGGAUUCCGCAACGCAUGCCUUUUUUCUAAAGAAGUAAAUGGGGUAAAAAAUUUCUAAAGGAACUGUGGUGCUAAGUCGGCGGGGGGAAGGGUAGAACAAGACAACUUGUGAUGUAAAUUGGUCACCGUCUAAAUUGGUCAUAAGGCUUUUGUCAGAGCAAAUAGCUACAGUAAUUUUUAAAUUGCAAACGGUUUAAGGAAUCAAGAGAGAAUCCAGAAAUGGCCAAUCUCUUAACUCCGAAUUUUCCAUUCCCCUCGAAAGCACUUGGGCAUCUUGGAAUGUUAAUGCACCGCUAUUCAAAUCAAUAAAUGGCUCGUGAGGAAUUUUACCAGAUCAAGGCGUACAUGAGGGAAUCUUGAUCUCAAUCUGACUCUCCCUUUGAUUUUCUCUUGCCUUGGGCAAUUUCAACUGAAGGAUUUGACAUUUAACUUGUGUUUUAACAGAUGUUGAGGUUCGUUUGUCUGGAGCAGACACGCCUAACUAUGGUCACGUGCAAGUUAAGUUUAAUGGUACCUGGGGCACCAUCUGCACCAUGCGUGAUCUACCUUACCCGUCGGCGGAGGUGAUAUGUCGUCAGUUGGGUUUAGGACCUGCGCUAAAACAAACAUUUAUGAAUGAUGAAUGCACCGCAGUGAGAGAAGGCGCCGAGACUGUUUGGCUGUCUAGCUUGAAUUGUCAAGGAUUUGAAGAUUCUGUUGAUCAAUGUCCUCACAGAGGAUGGGGUAAACUUGACCCUGAGUACUGUCUAGGUUGCACACCUAAGCAUUGCAGUGCCUGUUUGAUAUGUCAGCCGGUGACCACUAAUACUACAGGUAAAGUGGAACGGUCGUUAAUUUUAUUGGCGUUGUUGUUGUUUUUUCAUUCCCCUCUGCCCAAGCGUAUUUGGGUAAGUGAUCGCCGAUCACUUCACUGGAUGUGUCAGCCCACACCGUUCGCACCAUCCGUGAUCGAUCGCACCCUCAAUUAAGAAAAAAAUCCUGUUUUGGAACGAAGCAACAAGGGGCAAUUAACAAAUGAAUGCAAAAGAUAUUACACGUAUACACAUGAAAAGUAAUUUUUCACUCUCAAAAGCGAUAUUCAGAAUCCUUUUAUUGCUCCACAUUUUGAUCAGUAAGAUAAAUUGAAUGCACUAAUAGUAUCAUCGCACAAUCUCUAGACAUAUCACUGCGCAUGGCCGGUUCCAAUCUUCCCCACGCGGGCCGUGUCGAGGUCCAGUACGCUGGAGUUUGGGGCGUGAUAUGUCCACGCUUUAUGAGUGGCACUGUAUUUAAAGUAAUUUGCCGCCAAUUGGGAUUUGAAGACGUAAUGGGUGACAUUACAUUUUACGGGAGACGAAGGCGGACACCACUUUAUGGGAAAGGAAAAGGACCGGUCUGGCUUAGCAAAGUACAAUGCCAUGGCAACGAAAGCAAUCUGUCAGAAUGCGUGAUUGUCAGUCCCGGGGAAAUUCUUUGGUGCUCACACACAGAGGCACUGGAACUCAUGUGUCGUCCUAAAAAUUAUAGAGCACGUAAGUUGAUUAGUAGGUAGAGGUAAGUGAUCAAGGGGAACUAAUUCGCACGGGAAUUAGUCCUUGCCAACUAGUUAAGACACAAAUUUAAAGGAAAAUAUGUCAAAAACAGCAAAGACAAUCUUAAACUAUGUAUAGCUCCAUUCAGUUCUCAACUGAUGAAUGGACACCCCGCAAGACGCCGACACUACUGUAAGAAAGACACCUUUUUGAGUCAGACUACUCUUUGAGAGAAACACCUCAGUAAGACAGACACCUCAAUAAGAUGGACAGUUCAUUGGACAGACUCCUGAGUAAGACGGACACCACAGUAAGUUAGACGCCUCAAUAGGAAAGACAUCUGAGUGUAAUAGACACCUCAGUGAGACAGGCGCCAUAGUAAGACAGACAUUGACCAUCAGAAGGAGAAUUGGAAUCGCUCCUGAUAAUUCCCGUCGUAGAAAUAUUUAGCUUUAAUACGCACGUUUAAUUUUAUCUACGAUAUAAGCCCGAUGUAAUGAAAUCAGCCAAAACUUUUACAUCAGCCCACAGCACUGAAAUCCGUGAAAUAAUGAUAUACUUUGAUUGAUUAGCUUAUCCGGUCCGCUUGGCUGGAUCUUCUGUGCCGCAUGCUGGGCUGGUUGAAGUUUUAUACAAUGGCACCUGGGGUACAGUGUGCUCCAAUGUGUAUCAGUGGGAUGUAUCCACACCAAACGCAUUAGUUGUCUGUAGACAGCUUGGAUUUGGGCCACCUCUCAGGUCAGUGUGCAUAUAGAAAUGGAUGUAAAAAAUGAACCAAAAAAAGAUCAGGGCUCAGUGGUUUUGUGGAGAACGUGGUGGCUCGUAAUCCGGCAUCUUGGGACCCACUCCGCCUUGACCACCAGAUCGAUUUAUUGCCGGGUAGUCCUUAGUUCUAUUCCACGACUUCACUUGUAAAUAGCCAACUGGUUUGCUUCCUGCUAGUUGGUAGACAACAAGCAGUCUCUCCUUUUCGGCGAAGUCUGUCGUAAAAAAAUCCGUCGAAAAAAAAAGGGGUUUUUUUUAGCGAGUCGUAAGCGCGCCGUGCGGAACAGUGAGAUUGAGGCGUUUGAAAAGUGCCCUUCACUCCCAGACUUCCAUAUGGUGCGCUUGUUUUCUGACACGCGAGUCCGUUCUCGCGAGAACUAGGGACUGCUCGUAAUCUAGCUAAAUGGGGAUAUAAAUAAUUUUACUUUAAUAAUACAAUUUUAUUAUUUUUUGCAAGAUACUUGAGUGUUUUUGUUCAGUGAGCCACAAUAAAAACUAAUGACUCACUGCUAAUUGUGUCACCCUUAUGAAGUUUUUUUUAUUGGAAGAGGGAAGAUUGUUUGUCAAGAAUCAUGCGAAUAAAUGAUUUUCACAAGUUAACAGAAAUUUGAAGUAAAAGAAGAUUGAGAAAUUAAUAACUUGACUGGGAUUGAAACUGUUUUUCCCUGAUACCGGUUGGUUGUCACUUCGAACGAAUCCGCCUCUUUGGCGCGAUUUAAAUGUUAUAAUUUUUUUUAUCACUGCUGUUAUCUCUUUCAAAACGUUGCAACUUACCUUCCUCAUUGGAAAUCAGUUGGGAUCACUGUUAUACUCUUGAGUGACAAAAAAAUCUCUUGUUUCUUCUGCACAGAUCAGCCAGUAGCUGGUUAGCUCCGGUUUUUUCCAACUGUGCAUCACGUGAGCAUGCUACUGGGCCUAUCUGGCUGUCAAACGUCAAGUGCCGAGGAAAUGAAAGUUCUGUAGACCAGUGUCCAAGUCUUGGUUGGGGAAAGACGGAGCGGCAUUGUAGCCACACCUCUGACACUUGCUUGGUGUGCUAUAAUUCACGGUAUCAGAACUCUGGUGAGACACUUUUCUACUUUUUUAUUUUCGUCUGGUUUUUUGAGAAAUAUUUCAAUGCAAAUUUGCUUUGUGCUCCACAGAAGUAAGACUCGCAUUGAUCAACGAGGUGAUUUGCCGUCAGCUCACCAAAGCAAGGCACUUUCUGGGUGUCAGGGAUAUCAGGGGUUGUAGCUGACAGCGCCUCCGCUUUUUGCUGACUCGACAUCAACAACAAAGACAGCAACAACAUUUUACGAUAUUCAUAGUUUUCACGCGAUGAGCUUGAGAGAUUUUGGCCGUAAACCAACCGUGACUCACAAAAAGCUCCUUUGCGAAUGCAUCUUCUUGUUGACGGGAGUUAUGAUUGGAAGCAUGUCCUUUUAUUCUUGUUCAUUUGUUUGUUUUACAGAAAUUGCUUUGGAGCUUACUGGUUCCCAAGUUCCUUACGCCGGCCGCGUCAAAGUACGCUACCAAGGGGUGUGGGGCACGUUUUGUUCCGACGAAUGGCAACAUGAGAUUGCUGAGGUGAUUUGCCGUCAGCUCGGUUUUGAUGGCGUUGAACUGGACUUAACUUUGAACAACAUAGACGAGUAUAACCGGCCUAGAAUAUAUGACGUGGGCCCGGGCCCGGUUUGGUUUCGCAGCUCUGGAUGCAAAGGUCAUGAAAAAAAUUUGUCUGAGUGUGACCUCACUGAGGACAGAUACUGCUUAGAAGAUAACGUGGAGCUUAUUUGCAAAAUGGAAAAUGUUUCUGUCAAUGGUAAGCGGUUUCAAUUUGUCAGGAUGUGUUGUAACGUCAAAGAAAGGUUAAUUGGUGGGGUCGUGCGAGUUGAUUGAACAAUACCGCGGGAGCUUUUUUAAUUAGUUUCCUUUUCUUUGAAGCUAAGCGACAAGGAGUAUUAUCUCAAGAUGCCAGUCCAUCGCAGUUUGACAGUUUUCUGUAACUCAUUUAUAUCACGGGUUUCGAUAAAAGCCGAUUACUGGCGGUCUACCGCCGCCCACAGAAUCUCUCACAACCGAUAAGGCUUUUAGACCUAAUUCCAAAACGGCAGCUGCCUCACAUGGUCUGGAUCGAGUUGCAUGAGAACGAGGCAUCGAAAGCCACGAUUUUAGACCAGUUUAGCACGCUCUUGUGUUUGGGUUUCGCCUUACGGUCCCCUUUCUGAGCGUAACCACUAAGAGAAAAAGAUAGUGAAACCCCUGUUAACACUCAUGAGUCGAGAGGCACUCUAAGGGUAAACCGUCUCGUUCAAGAACAAAACACGAUGAUCAGCCUUGAUUCAGACUCAGACGGUUAGGUGGUGCAUUCAGCACGUUAACCAUGAUCCCCCCCCCCUCAAAUUAACUAAACUGAACCGGUUGGUUUUAAAUUGCAUUUACGGUAUGCUCUUCAAAGAAAUCAAAUUUUUUUCGCCGGGGCGGCCCUUCACUGAUGAAUAUACACAAUCCAGGGUUGUCCUUUCUGGUUUACUCUUAUUCAUUUGUUUUAUUAGGAAAUUCAGAUUUAUUAGAACAUUCUUAAACUUCUAUUUCCUCCAGAAUUCGCUGUCAGGCUCCAUGGAGGAAGCCAUUCAAACGAGGGCCGAGUGGAGGUUUUCUAUGGUGGCCUCUGGGGCACUGUAAGGACCUCCAAAUGGGACCUUACAGACGCCAUGGUUUUUUGCCGUCAGCUUGGUUUCCCAAAAGCUCAAGCCACUUCAUAUAAACAAAACGACCUAUCCAAGCAAGUGUUUUGGUUCAGUAAUUUUGAAUGUGACGGAAGUGAAGCCACGUUAGGGCAGUGUAAGCACACUCGGUUAGGAAAGGCCCUGUAUAAUGACGACGAACCUUUGGAAGUCUUUGUGCGCUGCGCGCCGGGCACGGCGAACAACACUUCCAAGUUCUUUCCCACACCAGCUGCAUCGAUUGCAGGCUUAAAGACCACCAGUGUAACUUCAAAACAGGUGCCACCGAACACUGCGAACCAUGUACCUAGCCAAACUUAUACCUCUCAAGGUCCUUUGUCUACCUUAGCACCAUCCACCACAGGCCCUCCCAUUAGUUGCCCUAGAAAUAGGUGCCAAAAUGGCGGCUCAUGUGAGCUGGCGGAGAGGUCAUGGGAAUGUCGCUGUUUGGAAACGUUUUCUGGGGACUACUGCGAAGUUAACGUUGGUAAGUUUAUGGAGAAAUUAUAUUGUCGUCAGAUCCGUAAUGAAACUUGCCAAUUGUUACCUGGACUAGAAACCUCACAGACCUCCCGCAGCUCAGGCUGUCAAAUUUCAAGAAUCUUAGCACAAGUGUGAACGCAAAUGGUUUGAUCACUGGUACGCUUCUCAGUGAAUAAUCAUUAUAACCGCUUAAUAAAACGCCACUAGCUAAUAUUUAUUAAAUUGAAUCGUUCUUCAAGACAAAACUUUGAUUAGUAUAAAAUAACGAUUCAUUAGUAAAUAUAAGAGAAUAUUAUAUCUGAUGUACUGACGCACGACCUUGUAACAUUUUCAUUUUGAAUUUCUUGAUUUGUAUAUAUUUCAGGAAGUAAUGCAGUCUCGAUGAUCUUGAAAAUGACUUUAAAUCAAGUGAGUGACAUGUCUAAAUACAUUUAUUAAUCCAUUUUAAGUUGUUAUGUAAGGAGCCCAUUGCAAGGAGCCUCCAUACAAAUUGUACCCUUGAGUCAACCUUGUCCCGUAUCUUUUUAUUUUUAGAACUGAAAUAUGUGGGGGGUUCUUUAAUUUCUCGCGAAAACACGCUAACGUUCGCAUAAUUGAAAUACUUUCGUGCGGUCUGUAUGUGACGUAAACAAUAGAGGACCACAGCUCUCUUAUGGUUGGCUAUUAUGUAAACACCCGCGAAAAACCCUGUGGGAAGUGCUUCUUAAAAUAAUAAGAUACGGACUCAGAGGAUAAUUAUGGAAGAUGGAAGCUCCGGGUAACGGGCUCCUGAACGUUAUGUCCUUUGAAAACAAAUGAAAUUUGCUGUAUAUUUCUCUUUCUUUUUCCUAUUUUUCUAAGUGGAAACCUUUCGACUUUAAAAAGACUCUAGCUGAUCUUUUAACAAGCCAUUGCAAGUUGAACUCGUGUCUGGCUAAGGGAAAGUAAGUAUAAUAAUACGUAAUCAAAAACAAAAGCGAUAAUAAAUCCAUGUAACGAAAUAAAAUGGUUUUCUUUGUUUCAAUCUCAUCCUCCAAAGGUAUUUCCGUCAAGUCAAAGAGUAUGUACCAAUGCGAAAAUGGUGCUACCCUAAGUUAAACUAUGUAACCAAUUAUUUCAAAGGGGGAGGGGAGGGAAAGGCAGAAAAACUGUAUGUAUAGGAAACUGCGGUUAAAAUACCUUAAUGAAUAGUUUGCUUAUUUCAAAGUUAUAACUUUCCUCUACGCUGGCUUUCAUGGCCGUCUCGCACAACACGAGUUGAACGUGCUGAUAAAAACGAAAAUGAGAAUAUUGAGAAAUUUUUUAAACCAUUUGGUAGCGAAAGAUUUGGCGAUAAAUAUUAAAUUUAAUGAAAUUCCAUGGCUAACCUUUCUUGGUUGCCUGAAUGACUUUUAAAAAUUUUACGUCUGUUACUUUCUCAUCUUUAAAAACAGACAAACAGAUCUUUACUUUCUUCCUGACUUGCUUUGAAUGGCCUUUAGUCGCUGAGCCAUUUCGUUUGAACAAUGUUCUCCAAUUUUUCAGGAAAUUAAGAACGAAACGCCUGAUAAAUUCUCCCAGUUUCCGACCCGAUGAUGUCAUAAUUCUCCAGGGCUACCCUAAACAGGUGCAGGGUACAAGUCUCUUGAAUGUAAGGCUGGCCGUGAAGAUGCCUGGGGAUAAUAACAAUACCGUGAUUUCGCGUGAAGGAUUGCACCGUUUGCUGGUGAAAGUAGCGCCGGGAAUUCAUCGGCGCCUGGGUCAUGAAGUUGCUUAUAUCGAUAAAACAGAUGUUCACUCAGCUCCAAUUUCUUCGGUCCAACCAUUAACUGCUCCUGCUGUUGGCCGCGAGUCGAAUGGGCGUGAGUUUUCCACGUCUCACAGCUCCGCGUUGAUAGCGCUUGGUGUUGCUCUUGGAAUUGUGAGUCUUAUUGCCAUCAUUAUGAUCAUCUUGUACUAUCGGAAGGUAAAACGGUGA
Pocillopora meandrina is the source of this 11250-nucleotide messenger RNA. The record is from the annotation of a GenBank genome assembly. Lineage: Eukaryota; Metazoa; Cnidaria; Anthozoa; Scleractinia; Pocilloporidae.